Molecule: messenger RNA, 923 nt
Organism: Cuscuta europaea
Lineage: Eukaryota; Viridiplantae; Streptophyta; Magnoliopsida; Solanales; Convolvulaceae
Source: the annotation of a GenBank genome assembly
AAAUACUCCUAAACUUAAACAUUUUUUCUUCUCUUCUCCAAUUCUUCCUAAAUCAUAUUCUUAACUCUCUACUCUCUAAUUCUCUUAUUCUCCAUUCUCCAAUAUAUUAUAUUUAUUAUUUAUAGUUUAUACUUUAUAUUAAUUAUCUACUUAUAUAAACUAUAAAUAGAUAUAAAUAGUAUUAUAUUACUUAUAUUUGUUAUCUAAUUAUAUAUUACAUAUAUAUUUAUUAUGCUCGUUUUAGACUUGGUUCUUUAGAAGAAUGUUUGAAUUAUUAUUAUGCUGCUUUUUUUGGUCCAUUGCCAAUGUAUGAGGACAACUCAAUUGAUCUGAAAAAAGAAUACAACGAGGUUAGUGAUAUAUUUUAUGCAUUAUUCAAUGAGUUUCAUGCACAAUAUGGCAAUGCGCCCCCUCCCCCGACACAAACAUCAUCUAAAGGAAAAUCAAUUUUCAAAUCUACGUUUGCCAAUCUUAUUAAAAAAACAAAAUCAACUCCCGCUACACAACAAAGCACAAUUAAUGAGAUUUCUUUGUAUUUAACUUAUGAUGUUGAUUUUGAAGAAGAUGAUGAUUUUGACGUACUAAACUGGUGGAAGGGAAAAGAAAGAAUGUUCCCGGUUUUAGCAAGUGCUAUCAAUGCCGGUUUCAACGGUUGCCGUGGAACAAGAAUUUAGUUCGGCCGACAAUGUUCUAACACAAACCAGAACGAGGUUGAGCGCUGAAUCUCUUGAGAUGCUUAUAUGCUACCACGAUUGGUUGAAAGCAGCACGUAGAGCUCAAGAAAUUGACAUCACUCCAUCCCAACACUUUAUGGAUGAAUCUACAACAGAUGGUGUCUCUACCUAUGCCGGAGAUUCCGAUUAAAAACAAUUAUAGUUCCUAUUUAAUUUUCAAAUGUAGUUCCUAUUUCAUUUGAAAUAAAU